UUCUCUUUUAUAGCAGUGUUUUAAUCAUUACGAGCGAACAUGUCCGGCCGGUGUCUGUGGUUACUGCUCUGUGUGUUUGGGGUCUCUCUUGUAACGUGUGAAAUCGCUUGUCGCAAUGAAGAUGGAGAUCCCGUAGACUGGUUUGUGAUUUACAAGUUACCAGUGCGUCUGAUCAAUCGGACAGGUGGACCAGGAGUGGACUAUUUGUAUCUCGACUCCAAGUCGCAAGGAUGGCAAGUCAGCAAAUUCCUCAUCAACAUGACCCAGAGUGCAGUGGCACAAGUGCUGCAGCAGCUUUAUCAGUCCUAUAACAGAAACGACACCGCGUACAUGUUAUACAAUGAUUCUCCCCCGGGAAUGAACAGCUCUGUCACAAAAAGAGGGCACACCAAGGGAGCUCUGCUUUUUGACAAAUAUCAGGGAUUCUGGCUUGUUCACACGGUACCGCAUUUUCCACCAUUUCCAGAAGAAGGCUUUGGAUACCCUCAUACAGGGAGACGAUACGGUCAGGUAGCCUUGUGCGUGACUUACAAAUAUAACCAGUUUAAACAGAUUGCCGCCCAGUUGCUGUAUUAUAAUCCAAACGUCUACAACUGUUCCAUCCCUGACAUCUAUGAAAAAGAUCUGUGGGGCCUGUACAGAAUUUGUCGAGGAUUGCGCUUCCCUUGGAUAGAGGCUACAAGACUUGCUUUACUGGAAUCGGCACAAGGAGAAUCCUUUCUGAACUUUGCAAAAUCCAAAUUCUUUCAAGACGAUAUCCUCACAGCCUGGAUGGCUCAGAAACUGCAGACGGAUUUAUUAACGGAAACAUGGCAGCCAAAAGGAACGGAGGUCUUAUCGAACUGUACUCUACCCUGGCAUGUAUAUACCAUCAAAAGAAUCAAGUUCCUGAAUUACUCCUUCUACUCCCGCCAUGACCACUCGAAAUGGUGCGUCUCUAGAAGGAACAAAGAUAUGUGGACCUGUAUUGGAGACUUGAACCGAUACCCUGAGCAGAUAUGGAGAAGUGGAGGCUUUGUCUGCACCCAAAACAAGCUAAUUUACACAGCCUUUAGGAAUAUUGUGGCGUACUAUAGUGACUGUGGAUAACCGGUCUGAACUGAACAUCUGAUGAGAACACUGUAGAGUUCAGGAUAUUUUAGAGUAAAGUACAAUUACUUAUCAGCUCUAA
Messenger RNA from Bufo gargarizans (Asiatic toad), 1171 nucleotides. It is a transcript of the gene DNASE2B, whose product is annotated as deoxyribonuclease 2 beta. The record is from RefSeq and is a predicted model, not a curated record. Gene Ontology annotation, biological process: apoptotic DNA fragmentation. Gene Ontology annotation, molecular function: deoxyribonuclease II activity. The coding region runs from base 40 to 1089 and encodes 349 amino acids. NCBI's taxonomy places the organism in Eukaryota, Metazoa, Chordata, Amphibia, Anura, Bufonidae. The transcript is spliced from 6 exons.